AUGCAUUUGUAUCGCUUAUGUAAUAACUUUAGUGUGGCAAUAUGCACCAUAACGUUGCUUUUCCUGCAACUUAGCGCCGCCAACAAAUACAACGUGUCCUUGGCGCAAAUGGAUACGUGCAAGGAAUUUCGCAUAGCCAACACCGGAUAUGCCUACACGCAAUUCUUUCACUUGCACAAAUUGACCAACAACAAAGUGAACGCCAACGAACGGUUGCAUUUGAAAUUCUACGUGCUCGCACCGAUGGAUGCACACAUCCUGUUGUCGACCAACGACAGGCCGCUCUCCAGGGACCGAGUCUAUGAAGUGGUGAUUGGCGCCGGGCAGAAUUCCUUCUCCUCCAUACGCAGUCGCAUGGCCUCGAUGCGCGUCUCCACAAGUACGAUGGCAAACAUUUUGACGAUGUACGAUCCGACGCCCAUCGAAAUCAUACAAACGAAGGAUGGCACACUUUCCGUUUACAUUCCGGGUUUGAAGCAGGAACCGCUUUUGAAUUACACGGAUCCCGCGCCGCUCGAAAUCAAUUAUCUGAGCUUCAGUAGUUUCGGCUCGACGCCGGCAAAAUGGUACUACGACUGUCAAUUCGAUGGCUUCGCUGAAGAAAUGGAGGAGGAAGCACAUGAGACCGACCUUUUUCACUCCCUGCUAGCGAAUUUGACUAAGAAUUUCGCGAACGAGUCGGUGCCCAUGGAUCUGCAGUCGGUCAACUUCGCAUUCCAACUGAAAUCGGUCGUUUAUAAUCAUGAAAAGUCGAUUCUACACACACGCUUGCAUUUAUCGUUGUAUUGGCAAGAUCCCAGACUUGCUUGGGAUGCGGAUGCGUUUGGUAUUGCCGGCGUAAGUUUCGGCUACAAAGAAGUACCGAAAAUUCUAUGGCUACCAGACUUAAUAGUGCUCAACGCCGCCCACGGCAGCAACACGCAACGUGAACCCGAUAUCGGUUUUAUGAUCUAUGCUAACGGCAACGUAACCAUGAUCAACACGAACGCCGAAUUCGUGACUUGGUGCGUGGAUACGAAGCAAAACUGGCCGCAUGAACGCCUCAAUUGCGGUCUAAUAUUGGGCAUAGAGUCAUUUUCGCCGCGCACACGCGAGCCGAUCACCCUGCAAUACGACAAUACGAUGCCAUUGCCUGUGGAACCGUUCAGCAUGCUAAGCGAGUGGCAUUUCAGACAAAUAAGUAUAUCGCAGAUUGUCAAUGCAGCAAGCAAUACGAGCCGUUAUGAUACACAAGCCAUUGCCCAAUCCAUGAACGGCGACAUAUCGUUGGAUUUCACGAUCGAAAGGAAUGACGCGUUUUACCGGAACGUCUACACGAUGCCAAUUUUGGCCUGUGAGACGUUGCUGGUCUUGUCUUUCUUGCUGCGCGGCUAUCGACGCGGUGGUCUAAUAUUGGUGGUGUUCUUCGUCAUCUCCAUGGGUUUGAUGUUCGUCACAAAGCAUGCACCCACCGCCUAUAUACCGAACAUAUUGCAUGCUUAUCGUCAUGUUAUGCGCAGCGCUGCCUUCUGUUACCUAUUGCAUGUGGCUUUAAUUUGGUUGGAGCUCUAUCCUCCCAAACCGAAACCGUUCGAUUGGUUGAUGUCUUUGCUAAAUGUGUCGGCUCUGCGGCUGUUGCUUUGUAUGCGCUUGGUCGAUUGCGAUCAAUAUGUGAGCAUGCAGACACAUCCGUGGCGCGAGCUGGCUAAGAUGAUCAACAACUGCUGCUUCAUCGUCGUCUCCACUUUAUUUAUAAUUGUCGACAUUCUGCUUUUACCGAAGUUCUAGAAUCCUUUGGCUUUCACUUAGAAACGGAUGCUAUGAGUUUUACGAAUCUUUUUGCUGUAUUUUAAUUAUUAGUUUGUAUUUGUUUAUGAAAAUCACACAAAUUAUAUUUUUUAAC
Molecule: messenger RNA, 1882 nt
Organism: Bactrocera latifrons
Lineage: Eukaryota; Metazoa; Arthropoda; Insecta; Diptera; Tephritidae
Gene: NtR
Exons: 9
Coding region: 1-1767 (588 amino acids)
Biological process (GO): monoatomic ion transport
Cellular component (GO): membrane
Molecular function (GO): extracellular ligand-gated monoatomic ion channel activity
Source: RefSeq, a predicted model, not a curated record